Callorhinus ursinus (northern fur seal) is the source of this 5023-nucleotide messenger RNA. RefSeq names its product CD226 molecule (gene CD226). Gene Ontology annotation, biological process: positive regulation of natural killer cell cytokine production; positive regulation of immunoglobulin mediated immune response; cytokine production. NCBI's taxonomy places the organism in Eukaryota, Metazoa, Chordata, Mammalia, Carnivora, Otariidae. The record is from RefSeq and is a predicted model, not a curated record. Gene Ontology annotation, cellular component: external side of plasma membrane. Gene Ontology annotation, molecular function: cell adhesion molecule binding.
GGAGGCCUGAAAAUAUUUAAGUAUUUAUUUCUUUGAAACCUUGAGACCAUCAGGAGAGGAAAGGAUAUAAAUGGAGCAGGAAGAUAGAGGACUGUGGCCAAAGGAGUCCUGAGUACAGCCUGCUGAGCCCCUGCUGAUGCUAAAACCAGACCAGCCUCCCAAACGGUUUCCAGAGAUGGAUUAUCUUACUUUCUUCUUGGCUAUUCUUCACGUAUACAGAGCUCUAUGCGAAGAGAUGUUUUGGGACACAACUGUCAAACUUGCUGAGAAUAUGAGUCUAGAGUGUAUAUAUUCAUCACUGGACACCUUAACUCAGAUGGAAUGGCUCAAAAUCAAUACAACAAACAGAGAACUCAUAGCCAUUUUCAGCCCUACUUAUGGUUUGAGUGUAAGACCAUCCUAUACUGAUAGGGUUUAUUUUUUAAAUUCCACCAUGGCAUCUAAUGAUAUGACCCUGUCCUUUCAUAAUGUCUCUGAGUCCGAUGUUGGCUUCUAUUCCUGCUUUCUUCAUACUUUCCCACAUGGACGUUGGGAAAAAGUGAUCCAGGUGGUUGCAUCAGAUAGUUUUGAGAUCGCUGUGCCAUCAAAGAGCCACAUCAUCUCAGAACCUGGGAAAAAUGUCACGCUCACCUGUCAGCUACCACAGAAGUGGCCAAUACACAAGGUUUCGUGGGAAAAGAUCCAGCCCCAUCAGAUCGACCUCCUGACUAGCUGCAACUUGUCCCAAGGGAAAAGUUAUCCUUCAAAGUACCAAAGACAGAUACUCAGUGACUGUAGUCAGGGCAUGAGAAGCACCUUCAUCAUCAUGCCCCACGUCACGGCCUCUGACUCAGGACUUUACCGCUGUUGUUUCAAGGCCAGUGCAGGGGACAAUGAAACCUCCGAAACGUUCGCGAUGAGGUUGACUGUAACUGACGGUAAAACUGAUAACCACUACAUCGUCUUUGUGGCUGGAGGGGCAGUUGUGUUGUUGCUGUUUGUUAUCCUAACCACCGCCAUUGUCAUUUCUUACAACAGGAGAAGGAGACAGAAAAAGCUAUUUAAACAACCCUGGGAUGCACUGAAUAAGGAAGCCAACGACUACAGAAAUCCCGACUCUACCAAUCAAUCAUCGGAUGGUGCAAGAGAGGAUAUUUAUGUCAACUAUCCAGCCUUCUCUCACAGGCCAAAGACCAGAAUCUAAGCUUUUUCCUUGAUAUGAGCAAAUUUGUGAUGACUGUUAUGCAUGUGGAUCUUUAUAUAAUUUUUUCCCACUACUCAGUGGCUACCCUGGAUACCAGUUGGCUAAAUUUAUUUAAUUUGAUAGGAAAAAUACUUUAUAACCUGGAGAGCAUUCUUAACAGAAAAGUUUCAGGAAACCUGACUCUAAUUAGCAUAUACAUAAAGGGAAACUUACUGAGUCAUGUAAUGGAAGAAUCCAGGGGAGAGAUCGAGCUUCAGGCAAGGGUUAUUUACCAAGGUUUAAAUGUCAUGUCUAGAAUUAAGUUGGGGCAUAAACCCGUUUCUGGGCCUCCUUUUGUGGAGUUGGAUCCACUUUAUUGGUGUUAGCCUAACUCUUAUUCAUGUGUUUCCCUUGUGUUUCCAAUAACCCUUGGCAAUUCAUAAUCCUUGUUUCUGCCUGGUAAAGAAUUUAUUUCUCUGAUAAAGCAAACAAAUUUGGUUAUUUGUCCAUCAUGAAACAGGCAUUAUGGCUGGAAAGGAUGAAAUGGCUUAAGUCAAUUAAGGGUUCACCUCUAGAAUGAGGACUGAGGCCAAAGCACAUUACCAGGAAAUUCAGGGUAUCAUUAGAGGAGGGAAAUGGGGCCUGGAAGCUGCGCUGGUGGCCAACAAAUGUGGACUGCAAUGCCAUUCCCAAACAUCUCUUAUUAACCAACAAAAAAGAGAAUAUGUGGGUGGAUCUGGGUUAGCUUCCUCUCUCCCCACUUUAAAAUCUGCUCUAUCAGCAUAGUCCAGAAGAGUAGUUGGCAGCAGAAUAAAUGAAUGGUCAAGAGGAAGACAAAUGUGACAGGGAAAUCUCUUCACUCUCUAUUAUCAAAUAAAGUAAUCCCUGAUUCCACAUGGAAUUCUUGCCACUCUCCCUGGCUUAGCUUUAUGAGAUGGUCCAAUAAUAACUUAAUGUUUUUGAUAUUGAAUUUUUCUACUUUUGAGAAUUACUUUAAAUAUGUAAAUCCUUUCAAAAGAGUCAGGCACCUAGGCAUUAUUAAUGGUUUUUAAAAAAAUAAUUAUGGGAAAUCUGAAUAUAAGAAAAAGAAUGGUAGUUAGAAGUGUGGUUUGGGUUGUGGUAGAAACAUGAGGGGGAGGAACAUUGAGGGGGGUGUAGGGAAGAAGGAACAGGGAACAAAGAAUGGGAAGAUACAGAGAUAACCUUGUCUUGCUUCACAGUUUGGCCAAAGACAACCCUAGCAAUAUCAAUACAGAGCCAUUAGUGGCCAUCCUGUCAUUGUUCAAAUUCUAGAUGGGGUCAGACGAAGAAAAGUCGUCCUGAAGAUAAAUAACGGUCAUGAUCACCUUGAAACCAUAAUGGUCAUUACCAAAGAUAGAGAUCAUUCAUGUCUCAAAUAUUUAUUACUCAUCUUUAAAACAUUCACCACAAAAAUUGCAUGUAAGUAUCAAAGUUGUAGAUUUUUAUGAUAAUUUUAAGUGAACCAAACCAAAUUCUCAUGUUAUCUAGGAAGACUUGAAGCUGUAAUUUACAGUUUUAAGUGAGUCAGUGGAUAUUUUAUGAUAGCUUUAACUACUAUGCAUGCCCAAUAGUGUAGUGAUUCUGUGAAUCACAGAAAUUAUGAAUGCCCCUGCCUGCUUCAGAAGGGAAAAAGUAAAAAUGUCCACUUCUCAUGAGGUAUUUCCAAAUUCUCAAUGACUAAUAUGGGUGAGAAGGAAAGCAUUUCUACCAAUGCAAUAUGGGGAAAUGGAAAUCCGACUUGAACAGAGGAGAUGACGUGUUUGGGGGCAGGGUGCACAGUACAACCAGAUGCCAUUGUCCUGGAGGUUUAACUCGUGGAAGAAUUCUGCAGCAGAGCCUACAGACCAUUUUAAACCAGUCUCUUUCUCCGUGAAUGUUUUGCUUUUUCUUUAAUCUGUCACUCAGAAUAUUUAUGAGAACUAUAUCCUCUGUCCCUCUUCUUCGGGUAUUCUUCCUCUGCAGAGCUCAGGAUUUUUCAGGCAUUUGGAACCCUUCUAAGUCCUGCUGGAAUUUCUCUGUCCCCCCCGCCAUCCCACCCACUGCCGCUGGUCCUGUUACACUCUCAGCUGAUCAUGCUGAUGAAAUUCUACUCACUAGUUUCCUUUCCCUGGACAUCUUUACUUAUUAACAAAACACUUUCAUUAUUGUCUGUUUAAUAUCAUUCCUAAUUUGCUAGAAUUUCGUAACUCUACUAUAUAUAUAUAAUAUGUAUAUGUAUAAAACUAUACCUACUAUAUAGAUACUACAUGGUAUAUAUAGUAUAUUGCGUGUAUAUGCAUCACACACACACACAUAUAUAAAUAUAUGAACAUAUAUAUAUUUCCCCCUAAUCUGUUUUACCUACUAGUCUGUUGUUAUUAAGGAAACCGAUCAAAACAGUUCCACAGAAUAAAAUGUCAGAAUUGAAUUAAAUUAUGUUUUAAAUCUUUUUUGAAAGGUGCUACUUAGGGAGCAAGAUGCUUCCUAGGAUUCUUUUUUACAUAUAUAAUUUAUGAUGAUAUAUAAUAUAUUACAUAAAAAUCUAUGUUUCCUUUGAAUGCCAUAAAUGUAAAUUUGAAUAUUUCCAUUAAAGUAACCAAUUAAAGGGAAUUGCUGUGUGAUGACAAGUUAGGUAAGUUUGUUAAAUGUCAUUAUAGAGUAUACAGUUUUUUGGGGGAAAGGAUACAUGCCAUUAACCUAUGAUGACUAGGUAUUGAUUAUAUUAUCAUCAGAGAGACCUUGAGACAUUAUUUAAAGGCCUUUAUGCAUACUGAGAAAAUAGAAUUGAAAUUUCAUUAGCUUGUAAUUACGCUUAUGGAUGCAAGGCAGUAGAUGAGGCUAUAUUCUUUACUUGGUCAAUAUUAAAUUUUUAGGAUUUUUAAGUGAAUCAAUUUAUUACUAAAAUAUUAUACAUAUAAAUUUAAAAUACAUUGGUUAUCAAUUUACAAGACAAAGGAAGAUAAAAAUAACUAGUAGGUUUACUUUCAUUGUAAAUAUUCAAGUUAUGUUGGUUUAUAUAGAACUAUCUUAAAUCACAUCUACAGCUGCAUUACCAUAAUUUACCAAAUUGGUAGAGUCCAUAUUGUAUUUAGAAAUUGCUGUAAUCAAAGUGCUUCUCCUUGAUUUAUAAUAAUGUGCUAUAUUCUGUACUGCUUGUAUGAGAUUUCAGCAAGAUUGCAGGUAUUGUAGAACUCAAUGUUUAUAAAGUUCAGGUGGAGGUGCUAAAUUGUGAGUAAAGUGUUUAGUUUCUUUCCACAAUAGUGGAAAAAUAUCUUUGAAAAAUAUAAAGUGGUGCAAACCUAUAACACAAUUAAGUAUCAUUAUUUGGCCACUACUAGAACAUAGAACCUAGAAAGUGUUGACCUUCACAUUCAGGCUUUUGCAUAAAUUAAUACACUUUUAUACUGGUCUUUUCACUGGAAUUAUUCUAAGUCAAGUCUCUAGGCUCUUAUACAUUUAUCUGAAACAUAAAAACAAGUAUUUUUUAAAAAAAAUUUUCUAUUGCUAGUGACCCAUGUGUAGAACUGUGGCUUCUAGAAUUCACUGCAAUGCUUUCUAAGGGAAUUUUACAAAAUCUUCAAGGUUGGUUUACAUAGUAUUUCAGAUUCAAAGCACUAACUGUGUUGCAAGGUAUCAUAAUAAAAGAUCGAAUCUGGGGAUAUGUAUGAUAAAUGUCUGCAAUAAUUCCCAUUUAUUGCCUAUUGUCCCUGUUUGAAUGAUGGGUUAUAUAGUCACCCUGUUUAAAACAUUUUUUCCAGUUUUAUGUGUAAUUUCAGAUUGUCUGGUUUUGUAGGGCAUGCAAUGUACCUGACAUACUGAAUUCUGUUGUUUGAAUGAAUAAAGUGCAGUGUUUCACCAUCA